AUGGUGUUUGAUAUAUCACAAAUUGGUUUGUAUGAUUUGAGAUCCAAGUUGUCCAUCAUUCCACAAGAUCCAGUGUUAUUCCAAGGAACUGUUAGAAGAAAUUUAGAUCCAUUCAAUGAGCAUUCCGACACGUCAUUAUGGGACGCAUUAAGAAGAUCGGGAUUAGAUCAAAAGUUCCAUUUGGAUCAAAUUGUCGAUGAUGAUGGUUCAAACUUCUCCCUUGGUGAAAGACAAUUGCUCGCCUUUGCAAGAGCAUUGGUUAGAGAUAGUAAAAUUUUAAUUCUUGAUGAAGCUACUUCUAGUGUCGAUUAUGAAACAGAUGCUAUGAUUCAAAAAUUGGUUGCUGAGGAGUUUAAGCACUGUACUAUUUUAACCAUUGCUCAUAGAUUGAAAACAGUGUUGAAUUAUGAAAGAGUUUUGGUUAUGGAUAAGGGUCAAGUUGAGGAAUUUGAUGCUCCUAAGAAGUUGUACCAAGUUGAAAAAAGUAUUUUCAGACAAAUGUGCCAAAAGUCCAAUAUUACUGCUGACGACUUUUUAUAG
This is a messenger RNA of Candida tropicalis MYA-3404, 540 nucleotides long. RefSeq lists its product as uncharacterized. The transcript has a single exon. Gene Ontology annotation, biological process: transmembrane transport. NCBI's taxonomy places the organism in Eukaryota, Fungi, Ascomycota, Pichiomycetes, Serinales, Debaryomycetaceae. Gene Ontology annotation, molecular function: ATP hydrolysis activity; ABC-type xenobiotic transporter activity; ATP binding. The record is from RefSeq and is a predicted model, not a curated record. Gene Ontology annotation, cellular component: plasma membrane. Bases 1 to 540 code for a protein of 179 amino acids.